GAUUGUUGCGCUUCCCGAGUGCUGCUGCGGAUGAUUUUGUAGCUCUUGGGCUGGCUUUCUCGGCUUCGAUUACGUUUGUUUGUAGUUUUUAAACAUGAAAGCGCUUUGCUUGGUUUUCUGCCUUUUCUUUAGCGUAGCGGUAAUGGCGGGGAAAUACACGCGCGAAAUGAAUGAACAAAAUAUCUCUAAUGACGGAAAAAAUCCCGUGGAGUUCAGAAUCGCCAAACUCAACCAGGUGUGGGAGAAAGCGAACAGAAUGCAGCUAGCGCCGGUCCGUCUGUCGGAACUGCACAGUGACCUGAAAAUGCAAGAGAGAGAGGAGCUUCAGUGGAAAAAGCUCAAGGCUGAGGGUCUGGACGAGGACGGAGAGCGAGAGGCCAAGCUCAGACGCAGCUUUCAUAUCAUUCUUGCCAAAUAUGGCAUGGAUGGUAAGAAGGACAAUCGUGCUUUGGACACCAACAGCUUGAAGGACCAUGAUCCCAAACAGGGAGACAUGUUUGAUGACCCCAGACUUGACAAGCUGUGGAACAAAGCCAAGACAUCCGGAAAGUUCUCCGAGCAGGAACUGCAGAGCCUGCACAGAGAGUUCCAGCACCACAAGGACAAGAUCCACGAGUACAAUAUUGUCGUGGAUACAGUCAGCAGGACUGAGGAGAUCCAUAAGAAUGUGAUCUCGCCACUGGAGGAGGAUGAGAAGCAGAAUGCACUUCAUGAGAAACACACCGAGCUGAAGCAGAGGAUGAGGGACCUGAAUCAGGGGUUUGAGCGCCUCCGAAAAAUCACUCACGAAGGCUUCAGUAGUGACAACGAGUUCAAAGAGCCCAGAGUCAUAGAGCUGUGGGAGAUGGCCAGAAGAUCUAAUCUCAGCGAGGAUGCACUUGACUCUCUUAAAGAGGAGCUGAAACACUUUGAGACAAAGGUGGAGAAGCACCAGCACUACCAGGAACAGCUGGACUACUCGCACCAGAAACUGCAGCACGUGGAGGCCCUCGGGGACGAGGAGCACAUCAUGAGACACAAGGAGAAGUACAACAACCUCGCCGAGAAGGCAAGAGAGAUGGGCUACAAGAUGAAGAAGCAUUUACAGGAUAUAACCAAUAAGAUCUCACGAAACGGUCUGCCACACAAUGAGCUCUGAUCACCAUGGCAACCAUGUGUAGGUCACGUUCCUGCUCUCCCUGCGUUUGUGUCAGACAUUGAUCAGCGUGAAGGUGGGGGGUCAUCGAUUUAUACUGUUUAUUAAAUCAUCAAUGCCAGAGUUACGAUUGGAGAACAUUUGCUCCUCAGCAGCACUGAUUUGUUUGUUUUUGUUGUAUAUUUGACUUGCAUAUUGGAGGUUUGUUAUUGGAUCCAGUAUUUGCAAACGGAUUUGGAUAUUUUUGGAACAGAAGCAUAUGGGUGUCCCGACUUUAUCCAGAGCUUGUUUCUGUAACUGAUCUGUUCAUAUAGUUCACAGAAGCCACAUCCUGUGGUAGCUGAACAUGUAAGUAGUAGCAUUCAGACUUUAUCUAACACUAACCUUGAGAGUCUGAAUCAAAUGUUUUGACAUGCUCAACAAAAUUUCACAUCUGUUGUUUGUAAAUAUAAAACAUCCAUAUUAUUCAUAAAAGGUGCAGUCAAACUAAAGGCUCUCGCUGUGCGUGUGUGAUUGCGUAUCAAAAACUAAACUUCACUUGCAGACAAUAAUUCUGUUCCUACCAUCAAUGUUGCAGUUAAAUAAUACACUCAGUAUUUAAAUAAAAUAAAAUAAAAAUGUAUACAGCACUGAACCAUACUGCCAGAGACUUUCAAUGUAUUAUUUAUUGUACUAAAGAAAGAUAGAAACAUCAGGAGACAUUUAAAAAAAAAUACAGCAUCCAUUUCUCAUGAUGUGUGUACAUUGAAGCUGUAUAUGUACAAAUCAAAGUUGGUCACCUGAAAAGCAUGUAGACUAUUUACAGUUAGUAACAUUCUUGACAUUAAAUCUGUGACUAACAUUUUACACUAAGCUCAUUUCUAUAAUAUCUCUUGUACAUCAAAUGUGACGUAGCAUACGUCUGUCAGUACAAAACAA
Molecule: messenger RNA, 2053 nt
Organism: Electrophorus electricus (electric eel)
Lineage: Eukaryota; Metazoa; Chordata; Actinopteri; Gymnotiformes; Gymnotidae
Gene: lrpap1
Product: low density lipoprotein receptor-related protein associated protein 1
Biological process (GO): negative regulation of receptor internalization; negative regulation of very-low-density lipoprotein particle clearance
Cellular component (GO): endomembrane system; rough endoplasmic reticulum lumen; plasma membrane
Molecular function (GO): very-low-density lipoprotein particle receptor binding; lipase binding; receptor antagonist activity
Source: RefSeq, a predicted model, not a curated record